AUGGAUCAACACAUAAACAAUAAUAGCUUUGAAACUGCUAACAGCACUUUCUCAGUUUGGAAUCUGCGUCAACAGGUUAUGAGCCCUGAAGCAGUGAAUGAUACUGUCAUACCCAUUAAGCUAUUAGGGGUUAAUAACUUCAACAGUUGGUUACAGGAUUUGACAGAUCAUGUUAGUGAAAUCAACCCAAUCUGGGGAGACUAUGUUGAAACUGGAAAUAUUCAUUCGAUUACCCAAGAAUUUAAUUUGACCACAGAUACGGUUAAUAGUAUCAUUUCAACUUUGGAUAAAGCCUUGAGAAGAUUAAUUGUUAAGAGUAUCAGCCCUGAAGUUAAAAUAAAGGUCGAUGAGUAUUAUCAAAAUAAAUUUAGAACUCGCAAUUCAUUAGAACUUCUGAGCUAUUUGGAAGACCUCUACGGUAAGAAAUGUGUUCAACAUAUUGCACCAGUUUAUUUUGAAAUGAAUUCUAUUCACUCGAAGUCCUUGGAAGAGAAAACUAUUUGGACCAGAAAACUCGUCAAAUCUAUGUUCGAUCUAGACCAGUUGGAUGACGAAAUUCCAGAUCCUACAAUGAAAAAUACUGUUACUGAAUACGUUAGAAAGCUGCAAGAUUCUGCUGCUGCCAUGGUGUUGAUGGGUAUCACUCCAGACAUGAAAGAAAGGUUCUUUGAUUUAUUUGGUCAGCAGGAUACUGUUACUUUCAAGGAGGUAUAUAGUAUGAUUAAAAAUAGCAGGUCUUCUGCGUCUGAUGUAACUGCUACUCCUCUUGUUGCCAAGAAGAAGUGGUAUGGUAAUAAGCAAAAACAUCUAUGCAAGACCGGUCAUUAUAAUGUUACAGACUCUAUCUCAAACGCCCAAGUUGCAAGCGUUUGGAUGGCUACUGAAUUUCAAGGUUUGUGUUAUAAUUCAAGCACUUUAUCUUCUCCCUCUUUAACUUCCGAAGAUAAAUCUAUUUGGGUUCUAGACACAGGAUCUAGCACUCACAUUUCAUGUAAUAGAGAAUCGUUCUCUAACUUUAGACCAUCCACAAAUAACGGUACUAUUAGCGGUGUAGGAGUUGCUGUUAAAAUCAGAGGUUACGGUGAUGUUAUGGUUGGCGAAUUAACUCUUUGUGAUGUUGCAUAUGUUCCUGACUUACCGAUUAACUUAAUCUCCAUUCGUCAAGCUUCUAAGAAGUCAGGUUGCUCUUUUUCCUUUGAUGAAACUGGUGCUUAUGUAUUAUCUGCUAACAACAAAUUGACCAAGAUUGGAAGUCUGUACAAGAAACUGUAUGUUCUCGAUCAAUCCUUAUCCAAGAUUGAAGAAACGCAAAUGUCAUUUGUUGCCAUUAGUGAUCCCUUACUUACUUCUGAUGUGAAGCCUGUUUCAACUGCUAUUCGCUGGCAUGCCCGUUUUGGUCAUCCAGGUUUGGACAGGUACAAUACAGUUGCUAGACAAUUCUCACUUCCAAGGAUUGUUCCCGAACAAGUUUCUGUGUGUCCUACUUGUGCUCUUGCUAAGGGUGUGAUGCGUAAGGGUAAGCCAUCUGAUACUAAACUCACCUGUCCUUUACAAUUGGUUCAGGUUGGUUUAUGUGGUGGUUUUCGCUAUAAGGAAUUUAAGGAUAACAAAUACUUCAUGACUAUUCGCGAUGCCUUUACUAGAUAUUAUGUCGUGAUUCACUUGAAAGAUAAGAAGGAUGCUCCAGUUCAAUUAAUUAAUUGGAUUAAGAAAACUGAAAAGUAUUUUGCUUCUAGAGGUGGUUAUAGAGUUGGUUCUUUAUGUACUAAUAAUGGUGGUGAAUUUAGAAAUAAACUAUUGCAUGACUUUUUCAUUGAGCAAGGUAUCACUCAUGAGCUUACUAUUCCGUACGAUAGUUUUCAAAAUGGUGGCAUAGAGCGUGGUCAUCGUACUAUCGAGGAAACGACAAGAUGUCUGCUUAUCUCAGGUCGUGUUCCCCCAUCUCUAUGGAGUGAAGCUGUGUCAUGCGCAGUUUACCUCAUUAAUCGAAUCCCUGUCACAUCUAGACAGAAUAAGAUUCCUGUUGCUGAGUGGUAUCAAAUGAAAUUACCACUAGAUGGUUUUAGCCAUUUGCGUACUUUUGGAUGUGCGGCUUUUGCAACUAUUCCACACCAACUAGGUGACGGUAAAUUUUCUCCAGCUACCAUUAAUGGUGUAAUGGUUGGCUAUGACUCAGAACAGAAGGGCUAUAGAAUAUUCCAUCCUGAAUCUGGUAACGUGUUUGUUAGUAAUCAGGUUACUUUUGAUGAAUCUAGUUUUCCACUUGAGGGUCUCGAUGUAAAUGUAGAUGCUCACAAGAUUGCUACCGGUACAUUGAAUGGUUCUCCGUCCUCCUCUAGUUCUGCAUCUACAUUUACUGGGGGUACUCUAUCAUCUGUUUUUUUGACUGAUUUCUCACAUUCACAUCCUCCGUCUUCACCAAAUAAAGGUACAUCGAAGGGAUACAUUUGA
Messenger RNA from Vanderwaltozyma polyspora DSM 70294, 2451 nucleotides. Its product is annotated as Tkp5 protein. Gene Ontology annotation, molecular function: nucleic acid binding. The coding region runs from base 1 to 2451 and encodes 816 amino acids. Gene Ontology annotation, biological process: DNA integration. NCBI's taxonomy places the organism in Eukaryota, Fungi, Ascomycota, Saccharomycetes, Saccharomycetales, Saccharomycetaceae. The transcript has a single exon. The record is from RefSeq and is a predicted model, not a curated record.